This is a messenger RNA of Odontomachus brunneus, 1362 nucleotides long. RefSeq names its product transcription elongation factor S-II (gene TfIIS). The record is from RefSeq and is a predicted model, not a curated record. Gene Ontology annotation, cellular component: nucleus. The transcript has 4 exons. Lineage: Eukaryota; Metazoa; Arthropoda; Insecta; Hymenoptera; Formicidae. Gene Ontology annotation, molecular function: zinc ion binding; nucleic acid binding. Gene Ontology annotation, biological process: transcription elongation by RNA polymerase II; DNA-templated transcription. The coding region runs from base 125 to 1063 and encodes 312 amino acids.
CGAGGCCAAUGGUCGGAAGCCACAAUCGUGAGCGUCCACGGCAGUUUUGUUGUCCUCUCGCAUCCUGCAACUGUGCGUGGCCGAUUUCGUACGGUGGAGAGCUGUUGUGUCGAUAUACGCGAAAAUGAACGCCGAAGAGGAAGUGUUGCGCAUACAGAAGAAACUCAACAAAAUGUCCAGCGGUGACGGGACGGGUCAGGAACAGGCUUUGGAACUGCUCAAGAUACUUCAAAAAUUACCUGUGGAUCUGGAACUUCUCACCAAAACACGUAUUGGAAUGACUGUGAAUGCUUUGAGAAAAUCCAGCAGAGAUGAGGAAGUGAUUUCUUUAUCAAAAACACUCAUUAAAAACUGGAAAAAAUUCUUAUCAGGGUCCAACAAGGAGAAAGAUUCCACUUCGUCGAGUAGUUCAAAGAAGAGGGAUGAGAAGUCAGACAAGAGUAAGGAGGACAGCGAUCAGAAGAAGGAUAAGGACAUGACAGAUAGCAGUGACACCAAAAUGAAGGAGGAAAAGCCCAGCAAGGACGUUCAAAGAAAGCAAUCGUCCUUCCCAGCUCCCACCACAACAGACGCGGUUAGAUUAAAGUGCAGAGAACUAUUAGCUGCGGCGUUGCGCGUGGAUGGGAAGAUCAUCGACGGUUGUGCCACUCCCGAAGAGCUCGCGGAGGAAUUGGAAGAGGCGAUCUACGCGGAAUUCAAAAAUACUGACAACAGAUACAAGAAUAGGGUACGCAGUAGAGUUGCCAAUUUGCGCGACGUAAAGAAUCCGAAUUUGCGCACUAACUUUAUCGUGGGAGCGAUCACGCCGGCACGACUCGCGGUGAUGACUGCGGAGGAGAUGGCGAGCGACGAGAUAAAGCAACUGCGUGAGCAAUUCAAGAAGGAGGCUAUCAACGAUGCGCAGCUCGCCACCGUGCAGGGAACGAAGACCGACUUGCUCAAAUGUGGCAAAUGCAAGAAACGCAACUGCACGUACAAUCAGGUGCAAACGCGCUCGGCCGACGAGCCGAUGACCACGUUCGUGUUGUGCAACGAAUGCGGCAAUCGAUGGAAAUUCUGCUAAGAAAUAUCAUAGAGAAGUUCUCACUCAAUCUCGUCUUCUUCAAUCGCUCCGCGGUGAACUUGACUCUUGCAUCUCGGUCAUCGUCUUUAUGUAGCGUUCAAAUAUCUUCAUAAGAUAAGUCGACGAAGUAAUCAUAACAGUGUAUGUAAAUUUUGUGGACUCUUGAUCGGUGUGAUUACGUAAAAAUUGCUCGUUUCGUGAACCGACGAAGUCUUCAGCUUGGAGGACUGCAUGUGUCCCGCGAAUUGGGAGAGGUACGAUGUAUGUAGAAACUAUAUAUAUAUAUAUAUAUAUAUAUA